AUGGCCCCUGUGGUGCAUCGUCGCUCGGCCCUGCUGAAUGCUUUUGUGGCCCAAGCUCUGGACGUGCAAGCGGGGCAGCACCAUCAUCAUCAUCAUCAUCAUCAUCAUCAUCAUCAUCAUCAUCAUCAUCAUCAUCAUCAUCAUCAUCAUCAUCAUCAUCAUCAUCAUCAUCAUCAUCAUCAUCAUCAUCAUCAUCAUCAUCAUCAGCAGCAGCAGCAGCAGCAGCAGCAGCAGCAGCAGCAGCAGCAGCAGCAGCAGCAGCAGCAGCAGCAGCAGCAGCAGCAGCAGCAGCAGCAACAGCAGCAGCAGCUGGAGCAGCAGCAAGGGCAGCGACAACUGCAGCAACGGCAGCAGCCAGAGGCAGCAGGGGUGCGGGAGCAGCGGGGACAGCGGCAGCAAACGGCUGGAACAUCAUUUUGA
Molecule: messenger RNA, 420 nt
Organism: Monoraphidium neglectum
Lineage: Eukaryota; Viridiplantae; Chlorophyta; Chlorophyceae; Sphaeropleales; Selenastraceae
Exons: 1
Coding region: 1-420 (139 amino acids)
Source: RefSeq, a predicted model, not a curated record